This is a messenger RNA of Aureobasidium pullulans EXF-150, 1095 nucleotides long. RefSeq lists its product as uncharacterized. Bases 1 to 1095 code for a protein of 364 amino acids. The record is from RefSeq and is a predicted model, not a curated record. NCBI's taxonomy places the organism in Eukaryota, Fungi, Ascomycota, Dothideomycetes, Dothideales, Saccotheciaceae. The transcript has 2 exons.
AUGCCGGAACCAGGACGCGACGCUGAAAUCACCGACGACUAUGCUACCGAACUGCUGAAACGAGAUGCCAAAGCCGUGUCAUCGUCGUCGAGUCUGGCCUCUCUGAUGAACAAAAGCUCGCGCUCGACCAACGCCCCCAAGCCGAAUACCAGGUUUCUGAGAAACAUCCUCCGCGACACGGACAACCACAACGCCGCCCUGCUUGCCAAAGAGGCUCAAGAGUCAAAACUGCGUCUAGACCAGUUGCGCCAUCCCCACCCCCACCGCCCUGAACAGCAACUGUACUCUGCUCGCGACAGGCACGAUCCCAAGAGACGACGCCUUGAUCCUGCUCGCCAUCGACCUUCCACAUCUGAAAAGACCUCACAUCGUCGACACUCUCCUGAGCCCACAUCCAAGAAGACCUCACAUCGUCGACACCUCCCUGAGCCCACAUCCUCGCACAGCCAGUCCUCUCGUCGCUCGACGUCACCAGACCGUCACUCCUCAGACCGUCACAGAAGUAGACGUCGCUCUCCAAGCUCAAACAAUCAUGAAUCGGUUAGACAUCGCCGCCACUCAAGGCGUCGCUCCUCUUCACCCGACACCCGUCGACCCUUAGUCAAACCUAACAAGCCAUCGGGAGACUCAUCGCAUCGCUCAAAAAGGCGUCGCUCUCCAUCAUUUGAUGCAUCUGACUCCGACCCCCUAGAUGCUAUCAUUGGUCCUGCUCCUCCUUCCAAUCCACCUGUUCGUUCCCGGGGUCGUGGCACCCAAAACAAUGCUUCGACCAUCGACAAUCAUUUCUCCUCCAACUACGACCCUUCAACAGAUACGCAGCCACAUGUACAGGAAGACGAUGGUCUGGACUGGGACCAGGCUCUCGAAGCUUUACGGGAUCGUCAAAAAUGGAAACAGCAAGGUGCAGACAGGCUUCGUGCUGCAGGUUUCAGCGAAAAAGAUGUCACCAAAUGGGAAAAGGGCGGUGAGAAGUCAGAGGAGGACGUCGUAUGGGCAAAGAAAGGCGAGGGUCGGGAAUGGGACCGAGGCAAGGUUGUUGACGAGCAUGGCGUCGUCGAACUAAAGCCUGAAUGGGGCAGAUUGAAAGAUUCCUGA